AUGGAUUUUGCGAGAUCUGUCUUCACAGGAAGAAAUAACGAAGGCUACAGUCGGAAAGCGACAGCAGCUGAUACACUCUCUGAAGAUGAAGAUGAUUAUGCUGCAGUUGAAACUGGUGAAGGAAUCAGUAUAUCUGCUAUUCCUCACUACAACAGCAAUUCUGAUUUUACUCCAACACCUGGUGGUCCAUUCUCUGCAUUAACACCAUCUAUGUGGCCACAGGAUAUUCUAUCUAAACUGAAUAAUCCUCCAGAAGAUGCCAAAGGCCAGUUGGAUUACCGCUAUGAUGAAUUUGGUUUCAAAGUUGAAGAAGAAGAUGGUCCUGAAGAAAAUUCUAGCAAAUUGUUAGGCACUCCUUUUAUUGAAGAUCCGCAACAUCGCUUAAAGUGGACAGCUUAUUUGGAGUUUACACACAAUAAUGAAGUUGGUGACUUGACUUGGGACAAGGUGGAAGCUCGUCUCCCACGCUCAGAAAAAUUCCGUCAAAUGAUCCAGCAGGGGAUACCUCACUCUUUACGCAGUCAGAUUUGGAUGAGAAUUUCAGGUGCUCUUGAAAAGAAACACAAAUCAGAUAUGACAUAUAAAGAAGUUGUUAAAGCCAGUUCUAAUGAUCAUUUAAUGACAUCAAAGCAAAUAGAAAAGGAUCUGUUACGAACAAUGCCAAGCAAUGCAUGCUUUUGUAACAUCAACAGUACAGGUAUUCCUCGUUUACGUAGAAUCCUGCGUGGUCUUGCUUGGUUAUAUCCUGAUGUUGGUUACUGCCAGGGAACAGGAAUGAUUGCUGCUUCCCUUCUUUUAUUUCUGGAAGAAGAGGAUACAUAUUGGAUGAUGUGUGCAAUAAUUGAAGAUAUUCUGCCUGCUUCAUAUUACUCCAGUACUCUAAUUGGCAUACAGGCUGACCAAAGAGUCUUGCGGCAAUUACUCAUCACCUUCUUGCCAGAUAUAGAUUUGGUACUCAAGGAACAUGAUAUUGAGCUUUCACUAAUUAGCCUGCAUUGGUUCCUGACAUUAUUUGCAAGUGUUGUACACAUGAAGGUUCUUCUCCGUAUCUGGGAUCUGCUUUUUUAUCAAGGUUCUGUAGUACUCUUCCAGGUCACUAUGGGCAUGUUAAAGAUGAAGGUUAUGUAUAUAUGUUAUGGUAUGGCACGUCAGGCUAAAUGA
This is a messenger RNA of Acanthosepion pharaonis, 1161 nucleotides long. The record is from the annotation of a GenBank genome assembly. Lineage: Eukaryota; Metazoa; Mollusca; Cephalopoda; Sepiida; Sepiidae.